AUGUCGGGGGGCUACCAGAGCGGUGAUCUGCCAGCUUUGAAGUGGCUGAUCUUCGGCUGCGGCGGCGUGGGGGGCUACUUCGGCGCCCGCGUGGCGCAGGUGAAGGGCCAGAAGGUGAGCUACAUCGUGCGGAACAAGGCGCUGGCGGCGCUGAAGGAGCACGGGGUCAAGAUCACCUCCAUCUGCGGGGACGUGCAGGUGCCCGCCAGCGAUCUGGGGCCCAUCUUGGACUCCCAGGCGCUGGACAAGGAGGAGCGCUUCGUGGCGGACGUGAUCAUGCUGGGCUGCAAGGCCUGGGAGGCCGCGGACUGCCUCAAGGCCUGCGAGCCCUGGUGUGGGCCCAACACCCUGGUGCUGCCCCUCCAGAACGGUGUGGAGGGCCUGUCCAACAUCAAGGACAUCGUGGGUUCCUGGGGCAAGGGCCAUGCGCUGGCAGGCUGCUGCAACAUCGUCUCGGCCAUCGCGGAGCCCGGGCACAUCCGGCACUGGGCCGCCAACCCCCCGUACAUCACCUUCGGAGAGUUCACCGGAGAGCCCACCGAGCGCACCAAGCAGGUGAAGGCCGUUUUUGACGCUGCGCCCGGCAUGGAGGGCCAUCUGGAGGCGGAUGCGCUGGCCAAGAUCUGGGAGAAGUUUUGCUUCAUCUGCUCCACCACGGCGGUGCAGGCCACCACCGGCCCCCACGCCACCCAGGACGUGAUCCCCCAGAUCCCGGAGCUCUGCACCACCUGGCGGGCCGCCAUGUGCGAGAUCAUCGCCCUGUGCCACAGCUACGGCAUCGCCUACGAGAUGGAGCAGCUAGAGAAGCGCGUGGAGGCGCUGACGGCUGCGGUGGGCGCCACUACCAGCUGCAGCCGGGACCUGUGGAACGGCAAGCCCUCGGAGGUGGACGACUUGCUGGGCUCGGUGGUGCGUAUGGGCAAGGAGCAAAAGGUCCCGGUUCCCACCAUCUCCGCUUGCUACGGCACGCUGAUCAUGCGGGACCGCCUGGCGCGGGGCGUGGAGCUGCCUGGGGUGAAGUGCCCGGAGAAGGGCCACCGUAUCCUGGGCCCCGCCUGGGGCAAGCCCCAGGACUAG
Effrenium voratum is the source of this 1077-nucleotide messenger RNA. The record is from the annotation of a GenBank genome assembly. NCBI's taxonomy places the organism in Eukaryota, Dinophyceae, Suessiales, Symbiodiniaceae.